CACGAGUGAGCUUUCCACAUUUGGUGCAAUCAUUGCGCACUCUCAUCAACGAAGAAAGAAACCAAACGCUUCCUUCAACCUGCGAGAUUAUUGACCAAGAUGACACCAGUUUGCCCGUUUGUCAAAGCUUCUCGGCCUGAUGAUAGUACUCCUAAAAAAUCAGGUGAAAACUCGGUUAAACAUCAGGCCGAUUCGGACAGUAAGUGCCCCUUUAGUAAGAAGGAGGCUAGCGAUUCGGCUAGUUCCUCGCCAAAGUGCCCUUUUGGGUACGACCAAAACUCGUUUAAGAUUGGUCCUUUUAGCUGUGUGAUAUGCCAGGCACUUCUCUUUGAGAGUAGCAAAUGUGUGCCAUGUGCUCAUAUUUUCUGCAAAGCAUGUAUAUCACGCUUUAAGGACUGUCCAUUAUGUGGGGCUGAUAUUGAGAAGAUUGAGCCUGAUACCAAUCUCCAAGGUUUGGUUGAUCGAUUUAUUGAAGGUCAUGCCAGGAUCAGAAGGUCUGUUAGUUCAAACCAAGGAGAAGAAACAAAAGAGAGUGGACAGGUUGAAUAUGAGGAUGUUUCUUUGGAAAGAGGUUCGUUCUUGGUCCAACAUGCCAUGAGGGCAUUCCGGGCUCAGAAUUUAGAAAGUGCCAAAUCGAGACUCAGCAUCUGUGCUGAAGACAUUCGUAGUCAGAUUGAAAAAGCGGGUGAUACUGCAGAAUUAUGCUCACAGCUUGGGGCAGUCUUGGGUAUGCUUGGUGAUUGCUGCCGAGGAAUGGGCGAUGCUAAUUCUGCUGUCGCAUAUUUUGAAGAGAGUGUUGAAUUUCUGUCUAAAUUGCCAAAAGAUGAUAAGGAGAUCACGCAUACCCUUUCUGUUUCACUUAAUAAAAUUGGAGAUCUUAAAUAUUAUGAUGGGAACCUGCAAGCUGCAAGAUCUUAUUAUUUACAGUCUUUGAAUGUUCGUCGUGAUGUCAUCAAGCAUAAUUCAACUGUCCCAACUCAGGUCCUUGAUGUCGCCGUUUCUCUUGCUAAAGUUGCGGAUGUUGACAGAAAUCUAGGAGAUGAAAAGUUGGCUACUGAUGGAUUUCAAGAAGCCAUAGACAUGUUGGAAUCACUGACAUUAGAUUCUGAAGCCAGUGGGCUUGAGCAACGGCGGCAAUCGGUGCUAGAGUUUCUAAAAAGUCAAGUGUCUGAGAAACAAGAACAAGCCGAGACACAAGUCGAGGCAACUGCCUGAGAUAGGUGCUCCUUAAAAAGUAAGGAAGCCGCAAGCGGGAUGCAAUAGAUGCAAGAAAUGUUACAGUAUGUCAACGCACAAGCCUAUAAAAUAAGCUUAUCUUACAGAGGCACUUGUUAUAUAAGAAGGAGAAACCAGACUAAUAUAUCAAUGUUCCGGUUCCUGCUUUAGAUCUUCUUGCCACUUGCAUGUAUAUCAAUGUAUAUUUUUGUUUCCACUUUUUUCUCUUGUGUUUCUUGGAGCUCAAGGACAACUGAACUGAGGAUCUUCCUUGCACUAUUGUAACUAAGCAUACUUUGUUUAAUAAACUUUGAAAUAAUAUGGAGUGAGUUAUAGUUUUUUAUUA
Arachis stenosperma is the source of this 1561-nucleotide messenger RNA. RefSeq names its product protein NCA1. The record is from RefSeq and is a predicted model, not a curated record. Gene Ontology annotation, biological process: protein ubiquitination. Lineage: Eukaryota; Viridiplantae; Streptophyta; Magnoliopsida; Fabales; Fabaceae. Bases 100 to 1215 code for a protein of 371 amino acids. The transcript has 8 exons. Gene Ontology annotation, molecular function: protein binding; ubiquitin protein ligase activity.